Molecule: messenger RNA, 1434 nt
Organism: Centrocercus urophasianus (Greater sage-grouse)
Lineage: Eukaryota; Metazoa; Chordata; Aves; Galliformes; Phasianidae
Gene: GPR135
Product: G protein-coupled receptor 135
Exons: 2
Coding region: 1-1434 (477 amino acids)
Biological process (GO): G protein-coupled receptor signaling pathway
Cellular component (GO): membrane
Molecular function (GO): G protein-coupled receptor activity
Source: RefSeq, a predicted model, not a curated record
AUGCAAGGAAACAGCCGUGAGGAUCUGCGAGGGGAUGGGGGCUGUGAGGGAGGGGAGGUCCGCGAGCAGAAAGGCGACAAGCCGAGGCCGCGCACAGGCGCCGAGGGGCACCGCGCCGCGGCUGUUCCCGCCCCGGGUGGCCGCGCGGGCGGCGGGGCGGUUCCCCGGGCGACGGCGGCGGGGCGACGUCAGCGGCGGCAGCGCGGGGCGGGCGCGGCGCGGGCCGGGCCUGGCGCGGCGGCGGCGACGGGGCCGGGCUGGUCGGCGGCGGCUCUGGCUUCGCAGGCGCUGGCUCUGCUGCUCAUCUUCGCCCUGUCGGCGCUGGGCAACGGCGCGGUGGUGCUGGUGAUCGCCCGGCACCGGCAGCUCCGCACGGUCACCAACGCCUUCGUGCUGUCGCUGUCGCUGUCGGAGCUGCUGGGCGCGCUGCUCUGCCUGCCCCUCGCCUUCCUCAGCCUGCUGGGCCGUCCGCCCGGCGCGUGGCUCUUCGGCCAUCGCCUGUGCCUGGCCAGCGCCGCGCUGCACGCCGGGCUGGGCAUCGCCGCCACCCUCACCAUGGCCCUGCUCUCCUUCGACCGCUACUGCGCCAUCGUCCGCCAGCCCCGACGCAAGAUGGGUCGCCGCCGCGCCGCGCAACUGCUGGCCGCCGUCUGGCUGGCGGCGCUGGGCCUGGCCGGGCCGUGGUACGGGCUGGCGGGCGAAGGGCGGCGGGAAGCCCGGCACGGCGCGUACCGCUGCGUCUACGUGCUGCCGUGGGGCUCGUCGCGGCUGGGCCCGCCUUACGGCGCGGCGCUCAUCGUGCUCUGCUACCUGCUGCCCUUCGCCCUCAUGUGCUUCUGCCACUACAACAUCUGCCGGGCGGUGCGGCUGGCCGAGAGCCGCGUGAGGCCCCUGGCCACCUAUGGGAACCUGCUGCGUGCCUACGGGGAGAUGCGCACAGCCACCACCGUCCUCAUCAUGAUCGUCUCCAUCAUCUGCUGCUGGGGGCCUUACUGCAUCCUGGGGCUGGCAGCCGCCGCCGGCCACCUGCCCUUCUCGCCCACCAUGGACGCGGUGGCCAGCGGAAUGGCCUGGGCCAAUGGGGCCAUCAACCCACUCAUCUACGCCGCCCGCAACCCCAACAUCUCCGUGCUGCUGCGACGCAGCCGUGAGGGUGGCUACAGGACUAGGAACAACGUGGCCGCCUACCUCUCGGCCACAGGCCGCCGGCCAGAGCCCCGCAAUCGGGCCGAGCGCGUGCGGGAGCGCUACGUCAACCAGCACGGCGGGCCUCCUGGGAGCGCCCCGUCCUCAUCUGGUCCGGCGAAUGGAGGAGAGGUGGCCAUGUGGGCCUGCAAGAACCCGGCCGUGCUCUUCUGUCGGGAUGGGCAGCCAGACACCGUCUCCGAGGCUGCUUUGCAGGGCAGAGUAGACGCUGUCAACACCAGCCUGUGA